Molecule: messenger RNA, 834 nt
Organism: Lactuca sativa (garden lettuce)
Lineage: Eukaryota; Viridiplantae; Streptophyta; Magnoliopsida; Asterales; Asteraceae
Gene: TAFII21
Product: TATA binding protein associated factor 21kDa subunit
Biological process (GO): DNA-templated transcription initiation; RNA polymerase II preinitiation complex assembly
Cellular component (GO): transcription factor TFIID complex; SAGA complex
Molecular function (GO): protein heterodimerization activity; RNA polymerase II general transcription initiation factor activity; transcription coactivator activity
Source: RefSeq, a predicted model, not a curated record
UGGGCUGGGUUCAAAUCGUUCAUGCUCAGUGAGAUUUUGGAAGUAUUCCAACUCCUUGAUCGAGCACACAACAAAUCCGCUGCUUCUCAACCUUGUCACCGCUGUUAACAGCCUCGUCUACCUCUCCGCCUUUCAUCCUUGUCGCCGCCUCCUCUCAGGUUCAAGAAGUCCCUAAAAAUGGCUGAUGGAGAAGAGGAUUUGCCAAGAGAUGCCAAGAUUGUGAAAACUUUGCUAAAGUCAAUGGGGGUUGACCAGUAUGAACCCCGUGUUGUUCACCAGUUUCUUGAAUUAUGGUAUCGAUAUGUGGUUGAUGUGUUGACUGAUGCACAAGUUUACUCAGAACAUGCUGGAAAGUCAACCAUUGAUUCCGAUGAUGUCAAGCUUGCUAUUCAGUCUAAAGUCAACUUCAGCUUCUCCCAACCUCCUCCACGAGAGGUACUACUGGAAUUAGCAAGGAACCGGAAUAAGAUUCCGUUGCCGAAGUCGAUAGCCGGACCAGGAAUGGCACUGCCCCCUGAUUCCGACACUUUGAUCAGUCCAAAUUAUCAACUUGUGAUUCCGAGGAAAAGAACAAAUGAAGCUAUUGAAGAAACAGAGGAAGAGGAAGAAGGUAGUGACCCUAAAACAAAUAUGUCACAAGAACAAAGGACUGAUUUGCCACAAAAUACUCCUCAACGGGUUUCCUUUCCUCUUGGCCCAAAACGGGCUAGGUGAAGGUCAAUUUCGUAAAUUGAUAUAGAUUGUUAAUUGUUUAUGUAUGUUUGAUAAUUUGAGAUAAUGUUAGUGAAAACUGAAACUUUGACUUGUUAGUUAAAAAAGCAUUUUUAUAUCGUA